Oppiella nova is the source of this 726-nucleotide messenger RNA. NCBI's taxonomy places the organism in Eukaryota, Metazoa, Arthropoda, Arachnida, Sarcoptiformes, Oppiidae. The record is from the annotation of a GenBank genome assembly.
AUGAAUACCUUUGCGGCGAUCACCAGACAGUCCCCUUCCUCCCAAGCACUACAACAGGCGUUCUUAGACUUGGGAUCAGUCUUAUCGGUGAUAUUCCAAUCUUUGAUGGCCUGUUCCCCACAAUUCUGUGUUUGGUCGUACAUCUUCCCCAUACAACUCACCACAAGCGGGUCGUCAUCUGAUGUGUCGAUGUUUAGCGGCAAUAGUGCCGAAACACUCGCACAGAAUAUGCCCAUUAUAUACCACAGGAAUUGCAUUUUAUUCAAUAAUAUAUUAAAUAUCAUCCAUAAAAUAAUGCAUAAAAGGUUAUCAAGAUUAAUUAAAUUCCAAUCUUUGAUGGCCUGUUCCCCACAAUUCUGUGUUUGGUCGUACAUCUUCCCCAUACAACUCACCACAAGCGGGUCGUCAUCUGAUGUGUCGAUGUUUAGCGGCAAUAGUGCCGAAACACUCGCACAGAAUAUGCCGAUUAUAUACCACAGGAAUUGCAUUUUAUUCAAUAAUAUUUAUCAAGAUAAUUAUGAUAUAGAAUUGGAGCAGAGAUUCUGUAAUAAAACACUUUCCGACUCAAGAAUCAAUGAAAUGGAAAAAUGUGAUACCUAUAUACCCAAGGAGUAUUUGAGAUGUCAUGAGAAAGGUAUGAAAGUGUUUGAGGAAACAGUGACUGUGACUGAAAUGACUGAACAACGGGUCGAUAUGUUUAGGAAACAUGAGGUCAGAGAUCAUUGA